Messenger RNA from Owenia fusiformis, 722 nucleotides. The record is from the annotation of a GenBank genome assembly. NCBI's taxonomy places the organism in Eukaryota, Metazoa, Annelida, Polychaeta, Sabellida, Oweniidae.
GCUUUUUACAGUAAGUGAUAAAUAAUGCUGCGACAUUUAUCCUCGGUUGCAGAUCUAAAACUUUUGUAAGUUUCAAUGCGAUCAUGAGUACACCUUUGAAUAAAUGAAAUUAAAUACAAAGAUCGGACCAAUGUUUGAGUCGACAGAAAUGCAAACAAAAUGAAAGCAAGAGGAACAACUUUAUUACUUGCACUUAGUGUGCAGUUUAUGUGUGCACAAUACGGGUCUUGCUGCUUUCGUAGAUGGUUUUCUCCAACAACUACUACUACACCUGCUCCGACAACAGUUUCCACCUCUCCACCGAAGUGCUACUAUGAGGGGAACGUCUACGAGGUGGGUGAUUUGGUGUACGAAAGACUCGAAGGUGACUCGAUUCCAAUGUGCUAUAGUGGUCACUGUAGACCAGGAGGAUGGAUAGAUCAUAAACUGUCUGGAAAUGACAACUGUAUCCCAAGAACCACACUACCACCAACGACCACCCCAGAGCCUACACCACAUGUUACGACAACUCCAAAAAUUGCGACAACGCCAUCAACCACAAUUCCCGCCGGGUGCCUCUAUGAAGGAAUAUUUUAUUAUCCUGGAGAAGAUAUACCAGCAGCUUCGGGGCAAGACGGUAACUGGUGUUACGGUGCAUAUUGCUCAGAAGAUGGUCAGAUUUUGUCAUGGGAUAAUUUCAAUUGUGGCCCAUCCACGACGACACCCCAAACGACUCCUGAAAC